Malus domestica (apple) is the source of this 2515-nucleotide messenger RNA. RefSeq lists its product as uncharacterized. The record is from RefSeq and is a predicted model, not a curated record. Lineage: Eukaryota; Viridiplantae; Streptophyta; Magnoliopsida; Rosales; Rosaceae. Gene Ontology annotation, molecular function: ubiquitin protein ligase activity.
CAAGUUUACUUCUUUAACUCCUAUCUAAAUUCAAUUAUUAUCGUUUUGUAUUGGCUUUUCUUCUAAAUUUUUCAAAUUUCUCCAUCUGGGUAUUAUCGUUUUUGGUAUUGGAUAGCUGCUGGGUUUGCUUCAUCAUCAUCUGCUUCCUUCUGCCUCCAAACUUUUUAAAUUUUUUUUUCAAAAUUAUAAUUUUUGGCGAGGAAUUCUGAUCAAUUUUUCCAGCUUGGUUUUCUUCCUUAUCAAUAAAAAAUAAGCACUUUUCAAGUCCAAAAGCGAAGAUUUCUGUUUGGUUUGUGGGAAUAUAUGGAGGAGAAAUCAUGAUAAACAUUUGUUUCCCUCCUUUUCACUGGUUUUUAUUUUUCAGGAAAUUCAGCUUUUUUUUCUUUGUUUCUUUCAAGUCCUUAAAUCACGGGGAGAGAGUCUUUGAUGAAAAUAGAAAAUAGGAUCAUUGUGUGGAGAAUAAUUCAAGAAAAAAGGGGUUUGUGGCCACUUUUUUGGGAUGAUUUUAUGGGGCAUGUGGCCAUCUGGAGUCCUUUUUUUAACCCUUGCUUUUCUUCCUUUUUAUGUUUUGACACAAUUAAAAUUUUGGGUUGUUGGGUUUCUCUUUGUAUCAUCAAUGACUCAACUAAUGCCGACAGAGAAUUGAAACAUGCGAUCGACAUACAUGGAUGAGUAUUUUGGUAAAAGAGCUGUUGAUGGGCUCGUCUCUAAAAAGGGAUCUGGUCUUGUUUUAAGGGAAACCCCCAAUAGAGACCGCAAUGCUCAGCUCUGUAGCCGGUUGGGAUGUAGUGGAAGAUUGAACUCUGUAAAAAGUGCUCAAAUUGAAAAGGCCAAACCUUCAAGGCCAGUAUUUCGCUCUUCGUCAAGUGGGAAAGAGAUAAUUGGAAGUUCCUCGAGGUCUUGCGUUGGUGUUGGCAACACAAGCAAGUCCAUUGCAGAACCUUGCAAAAAGCUAUGUUCUAAUUUGGAAACUGAUUCAUCUGAAACCAGUAGUGUUCAGGAUGAUCCAGAAGUUUCAGAAAUCACUCCGCCACCUGGAAAGAUUCAAAGAGGGCUUCACCCUGAAUUUCAAAAUUCUGUGUCUAGUGAAGUCACUUUGAUGGAAGUUGGAAGCUCUGGUGUCGCAUCAAAUACAAGAUCUCGAAGGAGUUUCAAUCAGAGAUCUGGAUUGCGCAGCCAAGAUUCCAUAGUGGGUUCUAAUGUUUCUAUGGGAUCUAAAAACAUCAUCCAGACACGGGCUAGCACAGCCAGGAAUGGUUUAAGAAAUCUAAGAUGUAAUUCAGUAUCUGACGUUGUCCCUUCCAGUUGUUCAUCAUCAGAUUCAAGCCUUGGUCAGAGAGAGACCAUAAAGCGAAGAACUUCCGAAGGAGAAAGUAGUUCUGCUGCUAAGGGGAAGAAAAUGAAUGGGUCAUCGUCAGCACAAAAACCCAGUUCUAGCCAUGGCAUCUCAACUUCUGAUUCAAGAAGAGCUAGAAAUAUGCCUUCUAACAGGGAUAACAAUGGUGUUGCAUCAGUUAGGACUCGGAGAACUGUCACUAGUCACUCGAGGGGAAAGCUGCUUCCUAAUCAAGGAAGUGGAAACAAUUCGUCAUCCAGUGGAUCCUCUGCAGGUCCACAUACGUCUGAACCUGAAAUGUCUAUCAACUCAAAUGCUUCUAGUUCAUCACAACGGUCAUCUGAUGAAGUUCCUUUAAUUCGGCCGAAUUCUUAUAGCCGGCCAGGCAGUAGCAGUGGGACUUUACAUGGCAUUCUGCGAGCUGGUGCUUCAGAUGUUGGGUUUUCCCGCUCUCUAAGGAACCAGGAGGGACUGCGACGCUACAACAUGGAUGGGAUAGCAGAGGUAUUGCUAGCACUUGAGAGAAUUGAACACGAUGAGGAGUUAACAUUUGAGCAAAUACUUGUUCUUGAGACCAAUUUGUUCCUGAAUGGCCUAAACUUCUACGAUCAGCACAGAGACAUGAGACUGGAUAUCGACAACAUGACAUAUGAGGAAUUAUUAGCUCUAGAAGAGAGGAUGGGUACCGUCAGCACAGCAUUGCCAGAAGAAGCAUUGUCCGAUUGCCUUAAGAAAAGCAUCUAUCAGUUUACACCCCAAGAAGAUGCAUCCGUAAGCUGCGAUGGGAAGAAGGCGGAUGUCAAAUGCAGUAUCUGCCAGGAAGAGUACGUGGCUGGAGAUGAAGUUGGAAGAUUGCGGUGCGAGCAUAGAUUUCACGUUGUCUGCGUAAACCAGUGGCUGCGGCUUAAGAAUUGGUGCCCUAUAUGCAAAGGAGCAGCAGCAGCAGCAGCUCCAGCACCCUCGCCCUCUCCCUCGCCACCCUCCACAUAAUUCAGUCAUUAAAUCAUUUGGAGGAGAAACUUCCUCAUCUUUCUUCUUUUUGAAUUUUACUGUUUCGAUGUACAUAUCGAUUCUCUUUCAUCUUGUCCCAUUCAACGAAUAAAUCCAAGCUGUUGGUCUUAGAAUCCGCAUUCACUUGUGGAACUGUGAAUACAUACAAAGUGGUGCUGUUUCUACAAA